AUGGAGAGCUACGGAGAUCUGAUCAACAACAAUAAAGUUGUCUUGGACGAUGGAAACUAUGGAUUUUGGAAGUCGAGGAUCAAAUCUAUAAUAGGAGGUAUAGAUCGUCUUGCUUGGAAGACUGUUCUCAAAAAGUGGGAAGAACCGAUGAUCAAGGAUGAAUCAGGCAAGCGUAUACCCAAACCCGAGGCCGACUGGACCGACGAAGAACAAAAGAGAUCUAAGUAUAAUUCACGAGCCUUAAGCGCUAUUCAUUGCAGUGUUGGGAGGAAACAAUUCAAAUUAAUUCAGGGAUGUGAAACUGCUAAGGAGGCAUGGGAUAUUCUCCAGAUUCAUUACGAAGGUACUACAAAAGUACAAAGCUCGAGAAAAGACAUGUUGGCUUCCAGAAUCGAGAAUCUAAGGAUGGAGGAACAUGAAUCAAUUUCAGACUUUAGUUCAAAGUUAAGUGCUCUAGCACAAGAAGCCUUAACACUUGGAAAAACUUAUACGGAUCAUAAGUUAGUCAAAAAGUUUUUAAGGUGUCUUCCUUCAAGAUUCAUGGGGUACAAGACAGCUUUAGCUGUGUCUCAUGACUUAGACAGUCUCAGCUAUGGUGAAGUAGUUGGAAUGCUCCAAGCACAUGAGAUGGAACUUAAUGGAAUUAAGAAACCAAAAGGGAUAGCACUAGCUGUUAGCAAAGACGUAACUGAUCAAGGAGAAGAAAAUACUAUGAGUCUGCUUGUGAGAAGAUUUGAUCGAGCGUUAAGGAGGAUAGAACAAGGACAAGGUCAAAAGAAGAAUAGUUCGUUUAAAAGAACUGGUGAAGAUAAAAAAGCCGAUAUACUACGUGAUGCUAAAUGUACAAUCUGCAAGGGUACUGGACAUACACAUGAUGAUUGUUUGGGUAAUUCUAAGGGUAGGAAUGAGAAAUCUAUGAUUAGUAUUGAAGAUGACUCAGAUAAUGAUAGCAGCAGUGAAGAGGUUCUUGAUAUUGUACAAAAUUAUAAAGAAGUACGAGAGACACUUAUCGCUCUAGGAAAAGAAAAUCAAGGGUUGAUAAAGGAGAAACUUCGUCUUGAAGCACUUGUGAUAGCUCUACAGAAUGAGUUGGUAGAUGAGAAAAAGAUUGCUUAG
Camelina sativa (false flax) is the source of this 1116-nucleotide messenger RNA. The record is from RefSeq and is a predicted model, not a curated record. Lineage: Eukaryota; Viridiplantae; Streptophyta; Magnoliopsida; Brassicales; Brassicaceae.